Messenger RNA from Lathyrus sativus (Indian pea), 798 nucleotides. The record is from the annotation of a GenBank genome assembly. Lineage: Eukaryota; Viridiplantae; Streptophyta; Magnoliopsida; Fabales; Fabaceae.
AUGUUUGGAGAGGUUCAGAGCCAGUUGGGAAAUACAAUGAAAUCUCACCAUAGUAUGAUGCUUGAUAAGCUUCUGAAAACUGUGAUUUCAGAUAAAAAUGACCAACUUAUACAAAACGAUCCUUCGUAUCAUCAUAAUAAUAAUUCAUCAUUUUUAUCUGAGAGUACCGGUGAUAGUUUGAAUAACAAUGAGGUAUGGAGUGAGAUUAACCAACAAAAACAUGUAAAAGAUAAUAAUGUUCAUAUAAUUGGAGAUGAAUCAAAUUUGGCCAUGGCUUCACGGUCACGACAUUGGUUACCAAUAGAACUGCAAAUGCCGGUGCCAAUUCCAAUGCACAUGCCUUCUAUCCAAGUGCCAAUUCCAAUGCACAUGCCUUCUAUCCAAGUUGAACAACAACAGGAUUAUCAUCAUCAGAAUCAACAGAUCAUAGGGUUAUGUCCAAAUUUCAAUGCUGCACAAUCAGUUUAUGAUGAGAAUAAACCGAUGGAGAUUGAUUACUCUGAAAACUCACUCGCUAUGUCAAUGCCAAUAUCAUCUACAUGUUCAAAUUCAAAGGGAGACGCUGCUGCUGCUGUUGCUGUUGGCGUUGGCAUUGGAAGGACUCACGAGAAUUUGGAAAAGUCGGUUGAGAGGAAACAGAAGAGAAUGGCGAAGAACCGCGAAUCUGCGGCAAAAUCUAGGGCAAAGAAACAGGAACACAUAAAUAAGUUAGCGAUGGACAAAUUUCAAUUGGCGAUAAUAAAUAAGGAACUCAAUAUGAGAAAGGUACACAAUGCAUAUUUGUUCCUGUUGUAUUGA